GGCCUGGGCCCCGCCCUGGCGGCCUCGGUCUCGCCGAGAGUCUGCGGGCGGGGAGGGGCGGGACGGGGACCGGGGCGGCGGCCUGGGCGCUGGAUCGUGCGGCCGCGAGGCCCGACGCCCCGCUGAGCGCUGCGCAGCCGCCCUCCCGGCAGCCUGCAGCGGGCUCGGUGGGAAGAGCCUGGAGACCAUUCAUCAAAGAGUUUGCAUCCAAGAGCUGAAAGUCUGUUACCCAAGAUGAUGAAUGCUGACAUGGAUGCAGUUGAUGCUGAAAAUCAGGUGGAACUGGAAGAAAAGACUCGACUUAUUAAUCAGGUGUUGGAACUUCAACACACACUUGAAGAUCUUUCUGCAAGAGUAGAUGCAGUUAAGGAAGAAAAUCUGAAGCUAAAAUCGGAAAAUCAAGUUCUUGGACAGUAUAUAGAAAACCUCAUGUCUGCUUCUAGUGUUUUUCAAACAACUGAUACAAAAAGCAAAAGGAAGUAAAGGGCUCACCACCCUUGCUUCUGUGGAGUUGCUGCUUUCUUUCUUUUUUUUCCCUUAAUGCUUGGAUUUGAUCCAAAAGUUACAGUAUCUUUGUUUGCUUCCCUGAGUAUUUAUAAAGAGAAUGUGAGGUCUAGGUAAUGCUAACUGCUUAACAGGACCAACCGCCCCUGAGUUAACGUUAUAUGUAUACGUUAGUCUAUGGAAAUGUGCACAUGUAGAGACUUUAUAAUUAGAAUUACAGAUAUUUAUGAAACUUGAAGAUGAAUGUUUUGCCAAUUUGCUUAUAUAUAUAAUAGAUAUAUGUUUAGCACUGUCUUUUAUCACAUGCCUAACUAGUAAAAUAUACAAGAAAACAACCAUGUUGUGAAAAAGUGACCAAAACAUGUACUGAAUGCACAGCUUCUGUACCUUGUCCACCAUCUUGUGCCUCUCUCCAUCUGCCUCUUCCUUCCUGUGUCCCUUCCUGACAGUAACUUCAAUAGCUAUCCCCUAAAAAGUAACCUGAACCGUAAUUGUUGACACUUAACCAAAAUAAGAUACUUUCUUAGCUAAUGCUUGCCAUUUGUGAUAUUUCUAAUAAGAUAGGAUUGCUGGUUUCUCUUUAAUCAAUUGAAAAUAGAUUAAAGCUAUUAAAAAAUGAAGGUUUUCUUUGAAAUGUAAACUGUCACAUUGAGAAGCUAAAAACUUCCUUUUGCACAUAAUGGCUCAAUUGGUGUUGAAAAGAUAAGUGCUGGUCAUAUAUGUUUGAAAAAUAAAAAAUCUUGAGGAAAGAUAGAAACGGAGGAAAACUGGAUAAUCAGAAGUAACCAACUCCCAAUGUUUUCCCUCCAGAUGUGCAUUACCUCUGGCCCACAGCUGCACUUUUCAGACAGUAAAUGAAAGCAGACUAAGUCUGAUGUAAGUGGAUUAAGCCACAUGCCAGAGAGACCAUUUAAGAGUUUGGUCUCGUUUGUUUGUACCCAGGAGGUGAACUUUUGAAAAAUUAAUUGAGAGUAUAUUAGUAUCAGAAUCAUGAAUAUAAGAGAGUUUUGUAUAUGUGAUAAUUGUUAAUGUUAGUAUUUUAUCUCAGUUGUUUCCCCAGAAUUUCUGUAAACUUGGCUGCUUGGUUUGCAGAAUUAUAGUCAUUCUUGUAACAAAUUUAAAAACUUUAGCUUGUAGCUUCCAUUUGAAAAAGGAGUUGAUAUCAGAAAUAAUAAUAAAAUGUUAUAUUAGGAAAGAUCCGCUAAUGCACCUGUAGGUCUUAGAUUGGGCGGCUUUGACUGGUGGAAUCAGCUACUGUAUUAGUAGAAGCCUUGAUGAGUGAUGUUAGCUAUAUGGACAUGUAAUCCUUACAUUGCAGACAUUUUGCAACCCUUUUGUGACCUUGUUACAAAUAUUUAAAAUUGUGUUCAAGUUCUGCUUCGCUGUUUAAUAAAAAGCUGUUUCAGAG
Molecule: messenger RNA, 1912 nt
Organism: Psammomys obesus (fat sand rat)
Lineage: Eukaryota; Metazoa; Chordata; Mammalia; Rodentia; Muridae
Gene: Scoc
Product: short coiled-coil protein
Exons: 4
Coding region: 235-483 (82 amino acids)
Cellular component (GO): trans-Golgi network
Source: RefSeq, a predicted model, not a curated record